AGCUCCGUACAUGUGAGGAGCAGCAGUACAUCAACAGCGACGUUAUUUACACUAUAAAAGGCCAACCGGGCUCAUAUUUUCUAUCUUAUGAUUAUCGAUAGUGCGACCAUGGAGUUAGUGGAGGAGGACGAUAUGCUCAGCGAGGAGUCAGAGGAGGAAAACAGUGAAUUAUCAGACAGUGAGCUCCAAGAAGCUUUCUCUAAAGGGGCGUUGAAACCUGGGAUGAAUGUUAUGGUGAACAAACCCAAAAAGUUCAUCAAUAAUGUGGAUGGUUUGAAGCAGUGCCUUGCUGACUUCAGAAGAGACCUCCCCUGGGUGGAGAGGCUGGACAUGACCAACCUGCCGGCUGAAGACAUUAUCGCCAAGGCUGAAGGAAAAGUCCCAAGUGCGACUAACGGAGACGUCAAUGCAGAGGAUGAUUUUCAGAGGGAGAUGUUCUUCUAUCGUCAAGCUCAAGCUACAGUUCUUGCAGCGCUGCCCCUCCUAAACAAGCACGGCAUAUCCACCAAGAGGCCCGAGGAUUACUUUGCAGAGAUGGCCAAAUCAGAUCAGCACAUGCAGAAGAUCAGGAAAAAGCUGAUUUCAAAACAGGCGAUACUGGAGAAGUCAGAAAAGGCCAAGAAACUACGCGAGCAAAGGAAGUUUGGCAAAAAGGUCCAAAUUGAAGUGAUCCAGAAGAGACAGAAGGAGAAGAAGGCCAUGAUGACGGCUGUAAAGAAAUACCAGAAAGGAAUGACUGACAAACUGGAUUUCUUGGAAGGAGACCAAAAACAAAAGGCUGGUAAAGACUCUUCUCAGGGCCCCAAGAAGACAGUAAGCAAGAAGGGCCCCAACUCAAAGAGAAAAUAUAAGGACCAGAGGUUUGGCUUCGGAGGCAAGAAAAGUGGAAAGAAGUGGAACACCAAAGAGAGCCACAACGAUGUUUCGAGUUUCCGUGCCAAAGUGGCUAACGCAAGGGGCGGAAAGGGAGGAAAGAAAGGCAAAGCGGGGAAUAAAAAUAAACGCCCGGGCAAGACUGUACGGAGGAAGAUGAAGUCUCGAUCUUAAAAAGAGACAGAGGCCAGUCAACAGGCUGGACUUUGGACUUUGCUUCUAGACAGGAACGUGGACUCUUCUUCUUCACUUUUGGAAUAAUAUGCCUUCCAUAAAAUGUGUAUGGAUUGAUAUGGAGGACUAUUUUUACCCCCUUCAAGCUACACACAGAAAUGGAGAGAGAGAGAGAAAUCCUGUCAUAUUGCUGAGGAAGUCUUUUGAUGGACAUGGUUGCAGAAAUGGUAAACCCAAGACUGGACUGUGUAGACCUACCCAAUAUACAACAUUGUACCCCUAUAAGUAGUUUUCCCAAGGUUCGUAAAAAAAUUGAGAGAAUGUAAUGGAGAAGAAGUUGUCUUUUUCUUUAUUGUGUGUCGAUUACUGUCUAUGUGCCUAUUUGAUAAGAUGGUUUAAAGCCACUUUCUGUGAUUACACCUCUAAAUGUACACCAACCUACUUGCCAUAUAAUCCUCUGAGUGUGUGCUCAGUGGAGUUUGGUAUAUACUCAGUUUUAGUUAUUCAGUUUUAUUUUUUUCUAACUCAGCUCCUUGACAUGAUUGAUUCUCUCCCAUGUGACGUGACAUUUUAUAAUAUUGAGCAGCUGUCAGUUUUGCCCUUUCCUAUUCAUUAAUAUGAUUAGUACGUGAUGGCCGAGUGUGCUUUGUGUAGACCUGUGCAAAUGUUUCCCCCUGAAAUUGUUUUUCUUAGGUUUGCAAAAAUGGAAAGAGUGAAAGGGCAGCUUCUGGUGAUGACAACUGUAUGUUUGUAUGAUAAACAAAUAAAUCCGAACAGAGGUGUUCACUUUA
Molecule: messenger RNA, 1838 nt
Organism: Scomber japonicus (chub mackerel)
Lineage: Eukaryota; Metazoa; Chordata; Actinopteri; Scombriformes; Scombridae
Gene: ebna1bp2
Product: EBNA1 binding protein 2
Exons: 9
Coding region: 88-1047 (319 amino acids)
Biological process (GO): ribosomal large subunit biogenesis; rRNA processing
Cellular component (GO): nuclear periphery; nucleolus; preribosome, large subunit precursor
Source: RefSeq, a predicted model, not a curated record